This is a messenger RNA of Theobroma cacao (cacao), 2582 nucleotides long. The record is from RefSeq and is a predicted model, not a curated record. Lineage: Eukaryota; Viridiplantae; Streptophyta; Magnoliopsida; Malvales; Malvaceae.
CCUUUCACAUAACACUAGACUUCACAAUGCUAACCAUACUCGUCUCUACUGUUUUCCUCCUCAUUUUUUUCUCUUCAGCUCCCUUUACAAAUUCAGCUCCUUAUACUCCUGCUGACCACAUACUCUUGAAUUGUGGUACGUCAUCGAACACUACAUCUUUGGAUGGUCGGAACUGGGUUGGCGAUGCUGAUUACAAAUAUUCCUCCUCUAUCUCUAAAGCCUCUUCAUUUGCAUCCAAAGCCUCCGAUCUUGAACCCUCUGUUACUGAAGUGCCUUACAUGACAGCUCGUAUUUUUCAUGGCAAAUUCACAUACAAAUUCCCUGUUUCACCUGGCCCGAAGUUUCUUCGUCUCUACUUCUACCCAAAUGAAUAUCCUGGCCUUGAUAUAACCACUUCCUUCUUCUCCGUCACUGCUAAUAAUUACACUCUCUUGCGCAACUUCAGUGCCUAUUUAGUUUCUGCUACUAGUCCCCCAAAAGUCUUCAUUAUCAAAGAAUUUGUCGUCCCUGUUAGUAACAAUAAGAUGCUACAUGUCACCUUUAGCCCAUCGCCAUAUUCUUUUGCUUUUGUGAAUGGCAUAGAAGUCGUUUCCAUGCCUACCAACCUCUAUACAGUCCAGAAAUAUGGCUCUCAUCGCUUAGUAGGCACCAACUAUUUUUUCGAGCUUGAUAACAACACUGCUCUAGAAACUGCGUAUCGGCUAAAUGUUGGCGGAGGAGAUGUUUCAAAUAUAGACGAUACAGGGAUGUUCAGAACAUGGCAUGGAGAUGUGGACUAUAUCUUUGGAGCAGCAUCAGGAGUUACCCCUUUUCAGCCUGAAGCUACAAUAAAAUACACCCUGGCCACUCCGGCUUAUACUGCACCAGAAGUUGUAUACAAAACCUCUCGUACAAUGGGUCCUACUCCAAGUAUUAACUUGAAUUACAAUCUUACCUGGCUUUGUCCUGUUGAUUCUGGAUUUUACUACCUUGUCAGGCUUCAUUUUUGCGAGACUGAACCGGAUGUAACAAUGCCAAAUCAACGUGUAUUCAACAUCUUCAUUAAUAAUCAAACAGCUGAGGCAGGUAUGGAUGUGAUCGCCGUUAGUGGUGGUAAUGGCGUUCCAGUGUACAUAGACUAUGUUGUGUGGGCACCACAUGGCAGUCCAAGUACACAAGAUUUAUGGGUUGCAAUACACCCCUCCACCCAAAGUCAUCCAUUAUUUAUAGAUGCUAUCUUGAAUGGUUUAGAGAUUUUCAGGUUGAACAAAACAGAUGGUAGUCUUGCGGCACCAAACCCUGAAGUAGAAGUGGUUCACAUAUCGCCAGUGCCUGAGCUAAAGCACUCAAAGAAGAGGAGAAACUUUAAGGCCAUCAUCGGAGCUACAACGGGCAGCAUCGCAUCACUCUUUCUUCUAUUUUCCUAUAUUUUCUGGCAAAGGAAACAUCUUCUGUGCAUAACAAAAUCCUCAAAAAGAAGAAAAGUUUCACCUUUGUCAAAAGGCAUGCGAUGCACGCACUUUUCACUUGCUGACAUCCUCACCGCAACAAACAACUUCGACGAUGCUCUCGUUAUAGGACGUGGUGGCUUUGGCAAUGUAUACAAGGGUCACAUUCAGGGUCUACAACAUGAGGUGGCAAUUAAGCGACUCAAUUCGAUGUCCCAUCAAGGUGAAAAUGAGUUUUGGACAGAGAUUGAGAUGCUCUCUCAGCUUCGAUACAUUAACCUUGUUUCACUAAUAGGUUAUUGUAAUGAUAACAACGAGAUGAUUCUUGUUUAUGAUUAUAUGGUCAAUGGAACCCUUUGUGAUCACCUCUACAACAAUGACAAAAUCCCUCUCCCAUGGAAGCAAAGGUUGCAAAUCUGCAUUGGUGCUGCUCGUGGAUUAGACUACCUUCAUUCAGGUGCAGUUCAGAGAAUCAUUCACCGUGAUGUCAAGACUACCAAUAUUUUGUUGGAUGAGAAAUGGGUAGCUAAAGUCUCGGAUUUUGGGUUGUCGAAAGUGGGUCCAAUUUUCAUGGCCAAUGUUCCAAUCACAACUAUGGUGAAGGGUACUUUCGGGUACAUGGAUCCAGAGUAUUACCGAAGGCUGCAAUUAACAGAGAAGUCGGACGUGUACUCAUUUGGGGUGGUGCUAUUUGAAGUAUUGUGUGCUAGACCCGCAGUGGAUAUAAAAUUGGAAGAUGAGCAAAUAGGUCUAGCCGGUUGGGCUCUCAAAUGUGUGGAGAAUGAAACCAUUGAACAAAUCAUUGACCCUUACUUGCAAGGUAAAAUUGCACCAGAGUGUCUAAGAGUGUAUGCUGAGAUUGCAGAAAACUGCCUACGUCAAGUGGGACUUGAACGGCCAACGAUGAGUGAUGUGGGGGGGAUGCUCGAGUUUGCACUGCAGUUGCAAGAAACCGCGGAAGCAAAACAGACAGUCCAAGUUGGUGAUAGAAUUCAGGCCCAAACCAUUGAUGAAGUUGUGUAGUUUUGGUUUUCUUUACUUUUCGUCUGUCUUUUUUAUUGUUUCCACUCAUCUCUACUUUGUUUUCGGUUUUCUUUACUUUGCAUCUGUCUUUCAAGCCUUGACUAAUUAAAUUAAAAAAUAGAAUUCAAACAA